AAAUAAUCGGAAAAACGCACAGCAAUCUUCUUCACAAUCGUGUUUUUCUUGUUUUGGUGUUGCUUGUUGUUUUGAUCUGUCUACGUCUGUCUUGGUGUGUGCGGUCCCCGUUAAAUUAGGGACCAGACACAUAGAAAGGCUUUGCGCUCACAGAACCGUUCACGUGACAGGUCACAUGAACAAAUCUGGAGCUGACCCAUGAAACAUGGUAUAAAAAUCCCUUGCCGCUCUCCCCUAAAGUCCAUUGCAUGCACAGUACUUGACUCACACUUGCAGGAGAAGGAACGAGUUGGAACAGGUAGGCAGUAACUAUCCAGCUAUGUCUCAAUCUGCAGAGAAGACAUUGACGGGCCUAAUUGCGGCCACGUUCACUCCAUUCACAUCUCAAGGUGAAGUCAACUUAGCAGAGAUUGGACCUUAUAUUGACUACUUGACAGAGAAGCAAGGUGUAAAUAAAAUUUUUGUGAACGGCACCACCGGUGAGGGAAUGUCUCUCAGUGUCGCCGAGAGGAAGUUACUAGCGGCGGACUGGUGUCGGAAAGCCAAGGGAAAAAUGGAGCAAGUGAUUGUGCACGUUGGCUGCACCAGUCUCAAAGAUUCCCAAGAACUGGCUCGCCAUGCAGUGGAGAUCGAGGUGGACGGGAUAGCGGUCAUCGCCCCGUCCUUCUUCAAACCUCGCACGGCGGAGUCGCUGAGGGCGUACCUCAAGGAAGUGGCCGGCGUGGCGCCGACUGUGCCCUUCUAUUAUUACCACCUUCCUGCUCUCACGGGCAUUAAUCUGCCAGCAAGCGACUUGCUGGAAGGCAUCGAGACGCUCAUUCCCUCCUUCCGAGGGGUCAAAUUCUCCGGGAGCGACCUGAUGGACUUUGGCCAGUGCGUCAGCCACCUCCUGCCCCACCGCUCCGUCCUGUACGGCGUGGACGAGCAACUGUUGGCAGCCCUCGCGUUGGGAGCCAAUGGAGCAGUUGGCAGCACGUACAACUAUCUGGGAAGUCACAUGAACAAGCUGCUGUCCGAGUUUGACAGCGGCAACUUUGUGCAGGCCAGGAGCCUUCAGUUCAAGAUGCAAGAGCUCAUCAGAUACGCUGUAAAACUCGGAUUCGACGUGGGCGUGAACAAGCAGCUGAUGUGCGAGGUGUCGGGCCUGCAGCUGGGGCCCCCUCGCCUCCCCGUCACGCCGUGUCCUCGAGAGCGCGCCGUGUCCAUCAAGCAGAAGUACCAGCACCUCUUCCCCGUCCAAUGACGUCGCCGCUGCAAUCCGGCCCGCUCGGCGUCCGUCUAUUGUAUCCGUCCUCGCGGAAAUCUUACUGUUACAUGUACACACUCUGAUUUAGUAGGAAUCAAGGGAUUUUAUGCCUACAAAUGUGUCUAUCGUGUGUCCUUAAGUCAAAGAAGUCCUUAAGGAAAAAGUUACUUUACUUUUAUUUACUGUCCCCUUCCAAGAUGUUUAUAAAUCAUCAAUGCUCAACCUGUUUCUUGGGUUCAUGCGGCGUUGCUUUCCAUCCAUCCAUUUUCCUUGCCGCUUAUCCUCACGAGGGUCGCGGGGAAUGCUGGAGCCUAUCCCAGCUGUCAACAGGCACCAGGCGGGGUACUCCCUGAACUGGUCGCCAGUCAAUCACAGGGCACAUGUAGACAAACAGCCGCACUCACAAUCGCACCUUGGGGCAAUUUCGAGUGUCCAAUUUAAUGUUGCGUGUUUUUGGAAUGUCGGAGGAAACCGGAGUGCCCGCAGGAACGGGGAGAACAUGAAAAUUCCACACUGACAGGGCCGGGGUUGAACCCGGGACCUCAGAACUGUGAGGCCAACGCAUUAGCAGCCGAGCCUCCACCGUGCCGUCGCGUUGCUUUCCCUUGAUGACAUUUUUUUUUUUUUUUUAGAUGCACAUUUUUUAACGGGAAACAAGCGGUUAUGGAAAACCACAGAUAUGCAGGUUUUGCUCCAUGUACUAGUACACUUUGCCCUCACUAGUAAAACAAUUAAAGCACAUAAAUGAGCGACUAAGUUGCACUUGUAGACGUUGGCGUCCUACUCGGAAUGUUUCCCCUACUUAUAUACAGUUUACAUUACUGCGCUUCACUCUU
Messenger RNA from Syngnathoides biaculeatus (alligator pipefish), 2082 nucleotides. It is a transcript of the gene npl, whose product is annotated as N-acetylneuraminate pyruvate lyase (dihydrodipicolinate synthase). Bases 320 to 1243 code for a protein of 307 amino acids. Gene Ontology annotation, biological process: N-acetylneuraminate catabolic process. Gene Ontology annotation, molecular function: N-acetylneuraminate lyase activity; 4-hydroxy-tetrahydrodipicolinate synthase activity. The transcript has 13 exons. NCBI's taxonomy places the organism in Eukaryota, Metazoa, Chordata, Actinopteri, Syngnathiformes, Syngnathidae. The record is from RefSeq and is a predicted model, not a curated record.